CCGGCGUUUAAAAUUUAAAGUCCAGAAGAGCUGCAGGAGAAAGACUGUGUUUUAAAGGAUGCUUCUUUGCUCUUCUGCAGUGUGAAGUACAAAAAAGGAAACAGGAGUAAGGAGAAGAUGGAUCAACAAAGGAGAGAGGAAGAGGAAGAGAGGUUGGAUGGACUGGAGGAGAGAGAAGGAGGAGAGAAGGACGGAACACUAAGAACUCCAUCCAGGAGGAGAGAAGAAGAAGAGGAGGAGGAGGAGGAGGAGGAGGAGGAGGAAGAGGAGAUAGGGAUGAGAAAGGCAGGCGCCAAAGACAAACCACGAAGGGAGCUGAUUGGUCGACACACUCCGAUCUCCGCCUCCUCCUCCUUCACCUCCUCCCCUCCUCCUCCUCUCUCUGCCGAGGAAGAGGAGGAGAGGAGGAUGGCGAGGAAGACGAGGUCAGAGUCGCCAUAGUCACAAUCGAGGACGAGUCCUGUCCGUCUGAGCCUUUCGGGACCGCCCACCUGGAAACGGCCUAUCGGAUCACACGCAUAGUUGACGGAGGAGACAAAAAGGAGGAGAAGGAAGGAGAGAUCGAAGGAAUGGAGGAGGAUGAAGGGGAGGAGGCGAACAGUGACGACAGAGAGGAGGAUGCAGAGGUGACGGCACCGUCGCUUCACCUGCAGAGCCAGGUAAGACAGUUGACUCCCAUCCUU
Messenger RNA from Micropterus salmoides (largemouth bass), 683 nucleotides. RefSeq names its product histone H3.v1-like. The transcript has 2 exons. NCBI's taxonomy places the organism in Eukaryota, Metazoa, Chordata, Actinopteri, Centrarchiformes, Centrarchidae. The record is from RefSeq and is a predicted model, not a curated record. Bases 118 to 441 code for a protein of 107 amino acids.